AAUUUUGGAGAUUUUUCGUAUUGCUGAUCAAGCAAAAAUUGAUCAAAAGAGUGCUAAGAAUUUCUCAGUGAAAAGUGGAGCGUACAAUCCACCUCCUCCCAAGGUCUCCUAUCGUAAAUGCUUUUCAAAAGACCGCUCCUGAGACUGCUCACUCUCCUAACUCUCCUUAUGCUUCGGACGAGGCAAACCUAUGGAGUUCUUCUUCUCAUGUCUUCCUUCAGAUGAUCGUCCACAAGAAAAAGACAACAAAAAAUCAAUGCAAAAGGUUUCAUGCUAUUGAAUGCCCGUAAAUUCCUAAAAGUAACCUCGUAAUCCGAUCGUCUUUAUCCUCAAUACUGUUCAUUAUUGAAUUGCAAAACAUUUGCUUCUCCAAGUUGACAUAUUAUCGAUCUUCUCCCAACUCUCUCUCUCUUCUUUGUCUACGGGGUUUGUCAUCAAGCACUAGUGAUGCGCUUCACCGCUCAGCCAAACGGGCUGUGUGGGUGAGACUGGCGCGUCGUUUUUCAAUAUAUAAUGACAUACAUUGUGUAGCCUGAGGACUGUAGGUUAUUCUGUAGGAUGUGUGUGGAUAACUGAGCUCAUUAUCGAUAAGAAAUCGUGCCGUGGUCACAUCACAGUAUCUUUUCUAACAUCUGUCGAAGGUCUACAACCGAGCAAAGAGUGAUGGUAAAUAUCGACGAGGAUCUUUGCAUUCACUCGUGAUCUGCUCAUCCAAACAUUGUUGUUGAUUUUAGAUCCAAAUGACAUAAUAAUUCCAUGGUUUGGACGCGAACGCGUCUCUCCCCAUGAAGACCAAUCAAAGAACCUUCUUCCCCACUCGUUUUAACAUGCUGUAGUCUGGUACCGGCAUAGCUUUUUCUUUUGGAAAUGUCGUUGUCGUACAUGAGGUGGAGAAAGCUCCAAACCUCUACAAUUUUUUGAGGUACGGCAAUGGAAACCAACUCUUCACAGCAGUGCAAUGCACUGAAUGUCUCCGAUGAGAAACGAUGCUUGGAAAAUGCUACAUCUGUCAAUGGAUUGUUUUGUAGCUUCCACUCUAAACAAUGCCAAGGUCUAUAUCGUGGAUACAAACUUCGUACAGCUCGACUGAAACGACUAGACAAAACCCCACCACCAUACCUUGCAAAUGCGAAAAUUGCCCUUGGAAAUGAGACUUUUAAGGAUGUUAUAACGGAAGCAGAAUGUAAGGAAUUACAUGAUUGGUUAUGGACCAAGUAUCAGCUACUGGAAAGAGUGAUAAGAGCGAGAAAGCUGCACCAUAGUCGAUUUUUCAGUCAAAACAUGGAUUAUGGGCAUGCGAAAUUCUUGGACCAGCUUAAGAAUCAGAAAAUACAUGUUACCUACGUAUUAGAAAAACUCGAGAGGAGAACUACAGAGAUUUUAUAUCAAAAUCAACAAUGGUUCAAAUGGGUACGAGAAUGCCAGGAUGACGAAGAAGCACAUCACGAAAAAGAACAAAAGAGAAUACAGCAAGAGGCACAGCUAUGGCAGAGGAAUUGGAAGCAAGCAAAACAAAGAAUGAAGGAGAAAAUGAGAAGGGAAGAGAAGAAGAAGCAAGAUACUUUCCUGGAGAGAAUAUACAAGGAGAAGAUGAAGGAGAUAGAAGAGAAUGAGGUUACAGAUGAUGAUAUGGAUUGGGAUCCUAUUGAGGAUGAGUUGGAGGAUGGACGAGGAAACUUUAUAGACCUCAUGCGGCAUUUCUUAUGGAUAUGCUCGGAAGAAGAUCCAAAGCUGGGCGAACCUUCACCAACGGAAAUUGACAAGAACAUGUUGAUCGAAAAUGAUGUAGCAUCUCAAGAACCACAUCCCAAGGCGAACAGUACUGACGAACUUGACGACCUUGUAGCCCAAAUCGAGUCCGCUGGUGUUACCCAAAAGUCGAAGAAGAAGAAGAAAAAGAAGAAGAACGGAGCAGCUACGGCAACUACGCCUUCCCUUUCCACAACGACAAGUAAAUCAACACCCGAGCCACAAGAGCUACCGGAUAAAUCUCUGAUCGAAACUCGAGAGGACAUGCAUCACAGGUUGGCUCAUGGAAUAAAAAUUGACCUUGAUGAUGUUCGGGGGCCCAUGGUGGCUGGAACUGUGGAAAAUCCUCACAUCCAAACAACAACUCGAACGUUUACAGAAUUCGAAAUCACACGACUGCUUGACGAGGUGUCCGAGAUUAAGCACUUAUUGUUUUGUAGAUUGUUACUUGCACACGCCGCUUUACUUCCGGCAGCUCUUCGCGCUGAUAUGACUGGCACCGCCCUAAGAGACGUUUGUCUCAAGAUGGAGAAACCUAGCCUUCAAGAAAUUCGGGAUGCAUGUGCAGAUUUCUUUCGAUCAGACGAAGAAAAAGAGGAGUACCCCGAAGCAGAGACUCAAAGUGAGAACCUUGAUGAUCAUAAUAGCUCUGGUCUCAGAGAUGUUGAUCCUUAUGAUGUCAAGAUGAGGCUGAGCCGGAAAAAACGUGGUGAAUUGCCUGGAACAUGGCGUUCAAAGCGGGAACUCUCGAGAGAGGAGGCGGCUCAAAACAUGCUUGGAAUGGCUCCAUCUAUGCAAAACAUCAUGGGGGAUAUGGAGGGUGGUGCGAUUGAUUUCGGCGAUUCCACAAAUUUUCAGCAAGUGCGCAAGAAGAUCCGCGUGAAGAUUUGUGGCAGAAUGAUUUGGAAUUAUCCUAGUGAUAAAGCCAUGACUCGUGGAGGUUGGUUACAUUUCUCCAUCAUCGCAAGGGAUAGUAAUCUCAAUACUGCAAUUGAGUUAUGUCGAAAUUGGGAAGAGUUCUUUGAGUUGAACAUUUUGGCUUACUGGGGUUACUUUCCUGCUUCAAACUGGACUUCGUGGGUUGGAAAUAGAUUAAAGCAGCAAGCUUUACAACUGGGCUUCAUCAUGUACUACGAAAUUUCAGAUCCAGAUGCCAAAGAGCUUAGUGUCAGUUUCUCACAGGGAGGACGUAGCAAACAAACCCGUCGUCAACAUGCUAUAUUCCAAGCAAGGAACGUAAUUUGUGCCCAUAUCAAACGAAAUGAUCCAUCAAGUCGCCGUUUUAUUCAAUAUCUGUCAAUGCAAAGUCAUCGUUUAGUUCUGCUUGUGAGAGAUGCUGAAAGUGGUAAGUUGUUAGUAAAGCCACCCGAAGAAGAGCGAUGGCUAUGGCGAGAAAAGAGCGGUCGUGGACGAGCAGUCAAGAAUGUAUGGAACGUCCUGAAAAGAAUUGGACCUGAAUUCUUCGAGGAAAUGGAUCGUCAUCGCGAAUGGAACUUUUCUUUCAACGACUAUUACGAUGUUUAUGUUUGGGAUCUCGAGCCUGGAGAAAGUUUAGCUCCAUUGUAUAAUACUGUUCAACAGAUGCUUAUCAAAGCCAUCCGGGCAACCACGGGUAAAGACAUGUACAAGCCAGCUGCUUCCAUUCUGCAAACGCUCUAUCGAGACGAAGAUAGCCAUUAUAGGGAUGUCAGACCAGGUGAUCCCCAACAAUUCGUAAACCAAUGGGAUUACCUUCAGGAUGACAGAUCAAAAUUCUAUUAUGGUGACAUUGAUGGACCAGAUCGUAUACCAACUGAACCAACAGACUCAUGGCCAAGUAAGCUCUUUUACAAUGAAGCAGAUGCUCUAGAAGAUGAGGUCUUGUUUCCUGAAGAACGAGCAGAAGAGGAAUCUAUUGCCCAAACGGCCGUUGGCAAAAAAGACUCAUUGAGAGCGUUUGAGGAAGAAGAUUUUUCAAUGAAAAGAUUCGUAGAUGGAACCUGGAACUGGGAGUCGGAAGAUUCCGAAGACGACGAAUCGGGCAUCACUAAAAACUCUGAAGGUGGAUGUCAAGGGCAUCACGAAAGCCUAUUCGGGGACGACAGCGAUGAUGAGGAGGACGAUGACGGAUUUGACGUCUUUCCAAAGGAAUUCCCUAAAGAUCUCCGGCCUACCGUACACAGACUUGCCAUGGAGAAGACAUACAAAGACGACUAUCCCAACGAUGAUCUACAAGAAGAAUUUAUGAAAUUUAUCGAAAAGACAUCAUCUAGAAAUUUCAAAAAAGCUUGGCACCAAGCAGACAUGACUCCCAAUGGACAAGAGCGGUAUCUAGAAAUGAAGAAAUUGACCCACAGAUCCUGGAGAUAUAACCAUUCUCGUAGACCUUUCUUCAAAGCAUCUUCAACAAUACUCAAUUUUCGGGUAAUGAGUUGGCUCAAAGUGACAGCCGAUGAUGUUAAAGAUGCAGAGAAAGCUACGGGUAAGAUAUAUCCAUUCUUCAAUUCGGAAUUCUUUGACACGGAAGUGGGAAAGGGAUUCAAAGAAUCUUUGAUUUUCAAGCAGGAGGAACGAGCCCGGAAUUAUCCAGAUAUCAGAACAGAUAAAUCUACGAUCCGCCAACCCAAAGAAUUUUAUGCCGAUCUCGAUGAAUUCCGAAAGAAAAUGCGGUCCACAGAUGAUUAUUCGGAAUUUCCUCUCGAAUGGGACAUGACAAUGCGACCUAUCAUCGCAAAACUAUACAAGUCUGGGAUUGUUCGCAGUCAUGCAUCAUCAGCAGCCAGCUGUCAAGCAUUCCAAGGUACAGAGCCGCAUCGUCCUUCCAAACCCGAUCUUUUUGUCGAUUGGCGUACGGUUAUUCCCGAUCUCGAAAUGCCAAGCUGGAUGGAAGAUCCCUUCAAGAUUCCACCCCUCCUUAAUACUGCCCAGAAAUUCUCGACUUCCAACCCUAAUGCCAAAUUCGCUAUACUUCGCUUGUGGAGUGCCCCCUACUUCUAUCCUUUGACGGUUGGCCACGAUAAACGUGAUAAUUUUACCUUUUACGAUCUUACAGGUCGUAUGUUUACUUGGUUGUUUGUUCCGAAGGAUCUACCCAACUCGGAAUUCAGUAUGCAUGUGAAUUGUAAAAAUCGAAUUGAACCAUUCAAGAAACAGUUUGGAGAUAAGGUAGUGGCGAAGAGGGAUAAGUAUCUGGUUAUGGGGAAGGAUGAAGAGGAUUUGGCGAAGUAUGUGGCGGGAGUGACGUUUGCGGUUCAAAUGAGACCGUGGAGACAAGAGGUGGAUUUGUGGAGGAGUUUUGUUAAUGUUGAUAUUAAGUUUUUGGAGGGGUUGGAUGAAAGGUGGUGGGAUUAGAGGGGGUGAUAUCUUUGGGGUGUCAUGACAAUGAGGAUGAUCAUGGAGGAGGAAUUAUGUGAUGAUCGUAAUACAAUAGUAAAUCUUGUAGUGAGGAGGUGUAUAUCUUUCUUGAAUUUGAAGAUUUAGAACCUGUUGUUCUGGUCAGUUGAAAUAUGCAGGUCUAAUAGGAACCGCAAUGUCCUCGCGAUGAUUCAUGGUGACUCUAAUUUUGCCAUGUCAUUCUGGAAAUAGAAUCGAAAGAAUGAUAGAUCUCGAGGUAUUGGCUUGGAUGGAAGAGAAAAAUGUCUGUAAAGAAGAAUUAGAUGUAUAGGUAGAGUAAUAGCAAGCAUUACGACUUCUUGUUACAUCAACCGCCUUUCUGUGCACCUAUUGUUUCGCUGUCAUGUGCAGUGAACAGGUGGGCGCUUGAGUAGAUAGGAUAAUAGUCGCAGCUUGCGACAUGGUGGACGAGCAAUGAAUGGUAUAUAAUUAAUGGAGUGGAUAUUUUCUCUAAUAAGACGUUCAUGUUGUGAGAUACUGGAUACAUUUUCAAUUUGUGGAGUCGUGUUUGGUGUUGAUGGGAUGAUAGGAAUCGAUUUGUUAGGUGAGAUGUUGUUCGCGCCUAUUGUGGUGGGUUUCGUAUACUGUAUGCUUUGUUCAUCUUCAAUGCCAUGAUUGUAUUAUUACCGUUAUCAGUAUUGUUAUAGUCGU
Molecule: messenger RNA, 5772 nt
Organism: Botrytis porri
Lineage: Eukaryota; Fungi; Ascomycota; Leotiomycetes; Helotiales; Sclerotiniaceae
Exons: 11
Coding region: 931-5079 (1382 amino acids)
Source: RefSeq, a predicted model, not a curated record